AUGGGGCUCUUAACGUGUGAGUGUAAGCAAUCCAUCCGCCUUCCGUCCGCUAAUCCUAGCAGCAGCGCUGGUCGCAGCAUCAGCAACUGCGCUGCUUGGCUGGAAUCCCCUUCGCCCCACCGCCUCCCUCCCUCCGCCUGCUUCCGCCGCUGCUGUUCAGGUGUGUUGAUGGUGGUGCUGGGUGGUGGUGGUGAUGGUGAUGGUGGUGGUGGUGGUGGUGGUGGUGGUGGUGGUGGUGAUGGUGGUGGUGGUGGUGAUGGUGGUGGUGGUGAUGGUGGUGGUGGUGCUGGUGUUGUGGUGAUGCUGCUGCUGCUCGUUAGGUGCGCUCAUGUGGCUUCUUCUACUGCCCUUUCUGCUUCUAUUUCCUUUGCUGCUUUGGGAAAGCAAGGGGACUGA
Closterium sp. Naga37s-1 is the source of this 396-nucleotide messenger RNA. NCBI's taxonomy places the organism in Eukaryota, Viridiplantae, Streptophyta, Zygnematophyceae, Desmidiales, Closteriaceae. The record is from the annotation of a GenBank genome assembly.